Molecule: messenger RNA, 1138 nt
Organism: Catharus ustulatus (Swainson's thrush)
Lineage: Eukaryota; Metazoa; Chordata; Aves; Passeriformes; Turdidae
Gene: HESX1
Product: HESX homeobox 1
Exons: 6
Coding region: 253-873 (206 amino acids)
Biological process (GO): forebrain development; regulation of transcription by RNA polymerase II; pituitary gland development
Cellular component (GO): nucleus
Molecular function (GO): DNA-binding transcription repressor activity, RNA polymerase II-specific; RNA polymerase II cis-regulatory region sequence-specific DNA binding
Source: RefSeq, a predicted model, not a curated record
UCAGAGCGGAGGCUCCGACGGCGUCCGUGGAGCGGCUCCGUGUGGGGAGCGGAGCGGAGGCAGUCGGGGUCCUGUCCCUGCUGAGCAGGGAGAAGAGCAGUGAACAGAUCUUUAGAGAAUUCCAGAUGUGUGCCCUUUUGGAGAGAACAUUUUGCCUCUGCUGGAGGGUAGAAGAAGCUGUGUGGAUAAGCCCCCUUGUCAACAUAGCUAUAAGGAGGGCUUGUGGAGAAAUGCAAGUCCAGUGCCCCUGCUAUGCUGGCUGAGGGGGAAGGCAUGGCUGGCCCCUCGCUGUGUGCUGCCACCACAGCGGCCUCUCCGGAUCUGCACAAGGUGCCCGGCUUUGGAGAGAGUAAAACCACUCAGUGCUCGUUUUCAAUCGAGAGUAUAUUGGGACUGGAGCAGAAAAAAGAUGGCAUUCCAGCUGGGAAACCUCACAGACCCUGGAUGGAUGCAUGCACCAGCUUGGUUUUAGGUGAUGACAGUAAUCCCCAUCUGCAAAUCCCUGUUGUUUGCUAUGAAAAUCCAUUAUUUCAUGGUAGAAGUGAUCCAGUGCAAGAGGAAAAAGUUUUGAAAUGUGAAAAAUAUUUUUCAGUCACGGAAAGGCUGUCUUUCAAACGAGAAUUGAGCUGGUACAGGGGUAGAAGACCAAGAACUGCAUUCACUAGGAACCAGAUUGAAGUCUUGGAAAAUGUUUUUAAAAUGAACUCCUACCCCGGCAUUGAUAUUAGAGAAGAGUUAGCUCGCAAAUUAGAUUUAGAUGAAGACAGGAUCCAGAUCUGGUUCCAGAACCGUCGUGCAAAGCUGAAAAGAUCACACAGAGAAUCUCAGUUUCUAAUGGUGAAAAAUACUUUCACCUCCAACCUGCUAGAGUAGAAGGAAGGAUGGCUUGCUGUUACAGUACUAGUACAGAAAAUGAAGAAUUAUUCAUAACCUGUAUUAAGUAAUGAUAUAGUAAUUAUGAUUUUAUGCCCAGAUUUGAAAGUUUAUUAUAAUUUUCAUUCAAAUAAACUGUACAUACUUGAAGUAUUAUUAUAAUCUACUUUUUGUGGAAGAAGUGAGCUUUUCCUAUAUAUUUGAGUAAGUAUUUUCAGAGAUUUUGAUAUAUUUUUGCAGUUUAAAGCAAAACAAACCCUAGGUU